This is a messenger RNA of Leptopilina heterotoma, 4663 nucleotides long. RefSeq names its product protein phosphatase 1 regulatory subunit 14B. The record is from RefSeq and is a predicted model, not a curated record. Gene Ontology annotation, cellular component: cytoplasm. The transcript is spliced from 5 exons. Bases 258 to 638 code for a protein of 126 amino acids. Lineage: Eukaryota; Metazoa; Arthropoda; Insecta; Hymenoptera; Figitidae. Gene Ontology annotation, biological process: regulation of phosphorylation. Gene Ontology annotation, molecular function: protein serine/threonine phosphatase inhibitor activity.
UGCGACAGAUGGCGCUUUCUGAAAACGAAGCGCUUGUUAAUCGAAUAGCAUUUUUGGAUGAAAGACAAAAUAUUUUUGUGUGCUACUGUUUGUUUGUCGGAAAUAGUUUAAUUGUUUAACAGUUCACUUAACGAUUGAAUUGAUUGUUGAAUAAUAUUAUCAAACAACAUUAUUAAAGGACUACAGCGAAGGAAGCUUAUAAAUUUCCUCCGCCUAGCAUCGUUUUUGUUCUCCUGAAAAUACUUGGUAUUUCAAUAAUGGAAGGAGGAGGUGUGUUGACCGCGGAACGUAGUCCUGCCCGCGCUAAUUUACAUGUUGCUUUUACUGAGAAAGGGGAAGUAAAAGAGCGUCGAGAAAAAUUUCUCACGGCAAAGUAUGGUUCUCAUCAAAUGUCUCUUAUUAGAAAGAGGUUGGCUGUAGAAAUGUGGUUGUUUGAUGAGCUUCAAAAACUUUACGAAACUGUGAACGACACGGGAAAGAGUCGAGAAGUCGAAGUCGAUAUUGAUGAACUUCUUGAUAUGGAUAGUGAUGAUCAUAGACGAAGUUUUUUACAGGAACUUCUUGUUGAUGCAAAGAAACCACCUCAUGAUGUUAAAAAAUUCAUCAACGAUUUGUUGGAGAAGGCAAAAACUCUGUGAGGAGUUGACAUUGACUACGGGGUGUAUCUUUAUAACGAAUUUCAAAAUUUACGCAUGUUCCAAAUGCCAAGGCCUUUCAAACAAGUUUCGGAUUUCUACUUAAAAAAAAAAGAAUGGACCUUCUGGAAGUCAGUAAUCCUUAAUUUUAAUUUUAAUCUUAAUCCGAAAUAUGAAUAUCAGUAUAUAAUUUGACAAAGUUUGUAUUGAAUUGUUUCAUAUUGAAAACAAAGGUCAGUACUUGUGGUGAACCAUCGAAAUAUUUAGUGAUGAUUUUUAGAUAUAAUUUUUGUGCGCAUCGCACAAUACACACCGCAGCUACUAGUAGAGAAAAACUGCCUAAUCGCUGAACUUGAAAAGUGAAUUUUUGUAGAAUAGUAGACUGUCAUUUAGGGAGAAAUUAAGGCCAGUAACCCCAAGAAACGAUUUUGUUUUCACUUUGGAAAAAAGAUCGCCUUUCGUCUAACAAAUAUAAAAUGUGUACUUGAGAUUAAAUACUAUUUAUGUAAUUAUUCUCGACACAUUCUUGCCAAUUCGUUAUAAUAGAAGGUACAAAAGUCAUGACGAACAAAAGAAGUUAGUUUUAAUUCGUACACUAUCAUAUUAAGUGUUCUCUUAGGUACGUUAAUGAAUCAAAACUAGUUUUUGACAAGUAAAUUUAAUUUACUUUAGUGGCACUUUAGUUUUUUUAUUCAUUAUUCUCAAGACAGUCGUUCUAUUUUAUUUUAGUAAACACCGUCAUCGAAUAUUAGUUACUUCCAGAUUCUUAGAUAAUUCAGUGCGAAUGAAGUGCCAAAUAGCUCAUAUUUAUCGUGCAACAAAACACCAGAUUUUUAGACUGUCUCAUCAAAAAAAAAGAAUUUUAUUACUAGAUUCUUAGAAUUGUCAUUAUCUUAUAUCAUUUUCAUAUCAUCCAAAUAUGUAAAUUUAUAUGGUGUUGAAAUUUUAAACCGUCGCCGCAUUCCCGAAGAAAAGAUCUCAAAGGUUUUGAACCGAUUUUUUUUAUGGUACUUAAAUUUUACUAAAAUUGGUACUAACCGAAAAUCGAUUAUAUUUCAUGAAAGUAAUUUUAGCAAGAUUGUCAUGAAACGUAAGACUUUUAAAGCCGUCCGAUUUUCAAAUACUCAACAUUUUUCUUUCUUUAUAAAUUUUCUUUAAAUUUCUUUAAUUAUUCUCGUUCGAAUUAAGAUUUAAGGAACUUUGUUUUUAAAGUGAUUGCAUUUGAAUGAUUCUCUGAUAGUAGUUUUAUUUUUGAGAUUGCAAUAGUUGUCCUUAAAGCCUUUGUAGAUCUUUAUUUUCUAGAUGAAAGAAGUCAUUCCUGAAAUUAAAUCACAUAUCUUGAUUACAGCACACCAUAUCUGGGUCUUGAGAAAAAAAAUAAAAAAAUAGAUUAGGUGACUCGUUGUAUUUCGGCUUCGGUAGCUAAGAAAAUUUCUGGUGCUGUUCCCUUUUAUUAGGAACACAGCUGAAUCAAGUGUUCGAAUAUCUUUAUACUAUUUGUUGAUAGUUUUCAUUAGUUUAUUACAGAUUGAAUGUUUUAAAAAUUCUAUUUAAGCCCCUUGUUAAUUGCAAUUUUUAGGAGACAGUGUUUUAUGAUCUCUUUAAGAGAGUAAUUUUUUCUUUUAUUUUGGGAAAUGAUCCUGAUUGAACCCAGUAGUGACCUAGUUCAUUUUUCUUCGUAUUAGGUAAGAAAUAAUUAAUCUCGAAUCAGCGUGAGCUUUGAAAUUUUUUAUUUAAACAGCUUUGCAUUUUAAAAAGGCAUUAAAUACGUUUUUUGUCAUUAGAUGUGUGUGCGUGUGUCUUUUCUUUUUAGAAAAUUAAUUUUCUAUUGACUUUUAUCUCUUAAAAAUUAGAAAGUAACAUAAAUUCAUGUAAUGAAUCAAAAUGUCGUUAAAAUUUUGCACAGCUUAUCCAAAGUAACAUUUAAUUGUUAUAAAUUUAAUCAAAGUGUUACACUAAAUUAUUUAGUCAUCUUUUAAAUUACAAAGUCUAAAGAUUUUGUAAUCUGUUUUAAAAAGUUAAGAGAAUUUUAGUGUUAUGAAAAAAGAAGGUUUUUAACGAACAAAAACAAUGGAACAAUCCAAAGAACAUUUUUAUAUUUUAGAAAAAUCCAAACACGCUUCCUUUUCUAUAAGAUGUAUUUUUAUUUCUUGCAUGAACUCCAUGCAUUUUUUUGCAUUUAUUAUUUUAUAUAAUGUUAGGUAUAGGAAAUUGACAAAAUUGAAAUUUUACAAUUAGAUGAAAAAUUGUCAACAACGAUUAGAAAAAUUUAUAGAAUAUGGUGCUGUUUUCUUUGUCAUUUUCCUAUUUCAACGACUGUGCAUUUAUAUUAUAAUAUUUAACUUAAAUUAUGUUUGGGCAUUAUUAUAUGUAUACACUCUAUAUAGUAGAAUUUUUAACAGUAUAUUAAUGAGCAAGAAUUUACCCAAAAAAAUAUUCCAUUAAAGAAAAUGACUUUGCAUUGAAAUUAUUUUUCCAAAAAUUAAUUUCAAUCUGCCUAAUUAUGUCAAUAUUGCAAAAAUUAAAUUUUAUGGUAAUAUUCUUUGCUGCGUUCUACGAACAUAAUUUAAAAAAAAAAUUUUUUCUCUUGUGUAGAAAUUUAAAAAUGUACACAAAGACUUGAAAAACAAUCGAUAUUUACAGACUAUUUAAUUUUGAAAAUAUUUUCAUACUUUGUACACAGCUUUUUAAACUAAGCGACACGUUAAUUGCCAUUUUAAACAAUUUUAAAAAAACAAUGCAAAAUUUAACCGCCGAGAACUGUUUUUCUUGCUAUUUCCAUUAUUGAAUUAAGAAAUUUUAGAAUUAAAAUUAACGUAGAAGUAAAAUUCUUUAACUGUGAAAUUUAAAGACUUGCUUAAAAAAUAUUUUACAUUACAGAAAGAAAAAAAAUAGAAAACAAAAGACAUUUGAUAUUAACACACGGAGCUGCUCAAUUAUAGAUUAAGAAUAAAAUUAUAGAAAUAAGAAAUAAUUCUUGGCAGUUAACGUGUAUUAAUCUCAUAUUUAAUCGUUGCUCAAAAAAAAAAAUAAAUAAACCGAUACGAAAUAAAAAUAAUUUUGUGAAAAUGAAAUUGUCACCGUGUUUCUGUGUUUACAAAUUAAUAAUAUUUUUUAAUUGUAAGCUCAGGGAAAUUCAGCCUGAUGUACUUUCUUUUGCAAGGAAACAAUUUCCGCUUUUAUUAUAUAUAUACUUCCCGACUGGUUGUGUGGUAAAAUAUAAUUUUUCAUGUAACAAUCAUCGCCUGGCACACUAUAUCUUGAAAAUUAUGGGAAAAAGAGCACAUAAGUUUCAUCAGCUUCAUUUAUACACUCAUGCCUUAAAAAUAUCGCAUACAUUAUAAAUAUCUAAUCGAAAAUAGUGAGUUCAAAAAAAGUGAAUAACUGCAAUACUUUAGAAUUUUUCAGAAAAUUCUAUAAUAAUAUAAUAUUUACGAAUAAUCGACGAGGACUUGAAUUUUUGUUUCUCGAGCAAAUAAAGAUAAUAUUUCGCACAAAAAAGGCUCGACACUUCCCUCGUUGAUUUUCUAAUUAGAUUUACAACAAAUAUGAUUGUGCUGUGAUAUAAAAAAUCCGAGUCUUUUGGCGAUUACUUAUAUGAGUUCAUGAAAAAAGCUAAAAUAUUGCAUAAAAUUAAAAAUAAAUAAUACUAAUAAGUGUACUAAAAAGUUGAUAAAAAAAAGUAGAAUGUAAAGUAAAACAUUGCAAACGUAUAUUUACUUUGAUAGGCAGUAUGACUAGUGGUGAACAAGUCGUAUUUUCUGAUUUUUAUACAUGUGUGUAUGCCUGUGAAAUAUAUUUAAAAAAAUUUUCGAAUGAAUAGUACGGAUAUAUCACGGUAACAAAGUCCAUUUUUUAUUUCUUGACUGCAAAAAAAGAAAAAAAAACAAAGUUGCUCUUAUUUUCACAAUUUUAUUAUUGAACUGAACUCAAUUGAGGUGUAAUCAACGAAAUGUUUAUAUUAUUUCCAUUUUAUGCGAAAUUAAUAGUUGCAAUAUACAUAUACGAAUAAACAAAAGAAACUGAAA